Molecule: messenger RNA, 11665 nt
Organism: Neogale vison (American mink)
Lineage: Eukaryota; Metazoa; Chordata; Mammalia; Carnivora; Mustelidae
Gene: ASH1L
Product: ASH1 like histone lysine methyltransferase
Exons: 27
Coding region: 719-9388 (2889 amino acids)
Cellular component (GO): nucleus
Molecular function (GO): histone methyltransferase activity; protein binding; chromatin binding
Source: RefSeq, a predicted model, not a curated record
GCGAACUCCCGUAGGGGCAGUGCUGGUGGGGAAUGGUUUGAGUAAAUCUUUGCUGGACUCACCUGUCCACUACUUCCCCCCCUUCACCAUUUCGGUAGUACAGUAACGUCCGGAGCAUCACCCGUUACGGCAGCACCCUGAUGCUAGAGACGACGGGCUGGAUGUAAGAAAAGCAGUAUCUUCACGCCGGGUAAAAUGGCAGCAAAGUGAGAAUUCUCUCUGUGCCCCACCCUGACUGGCUUCCCUAGCUACAUCCCACACCCCUUUCUGAAUGUGACUUCUGAAUCCGAAUCCGAGCGUGUCUCUUGGCAUAACAGACGGCUGAGCUCCUCCUUCAAGAUCCUGUCUGCCCCUCCAGCGGCGUCUCCCUGGGUCUCUUACCCUUGGGCUUCAGCUGUUCGGAACCGUCAUCUUUCCCAAACACAGUUCGUUUCUAUCUUCAUGACUUUCAUGUUCCUCCCAGUGCCUGGCUGCCUAGAGAACACCUUCCCAUCUUCUGAGACAAAGUUCAAGUUGCUGCUGUGAAGCCUUACCUGGCCACCUCCCCUCUCUUGGUGAACAGUACGCACUCAUUUCUCUUUGGCACAUGCCUGGGAGUGGAGUUGCUGGGCCGCAGGAGAAAGAGAUGCCGGAUGCAAGUUUUGAAGAUCCCUGUUUUUUAUGGAACGCAGUUCUGUAAAAUUUUCACAAGCUUCUUCGGCAAUAACAGACACUUGUGAUGGACCCUAGAAAUACUGCUAUGUUAGGAUUGGGUUCUGACUCGGAAGGGUUUUCAAGGAAGAGUCCCUCUGCCGCCGGCGCGGGGAGCGCGAGGGAAGCGGAGCCGGCGAGCCCCGCCCGAGGGGAGGAGGACCUUGGCCAGUGGCCCCGGGGAAGGGGCGGCGAGGCCGGCGCGGAGGACGGUUUGAGCGGCGCGCAGCAGCAGUUUUCGGUGAAAGAAACAAACUUUUCAGAAGGAAACUUAAAAUUGAAAAUUGGCCUUCAGGCUAAGAGAACUAAAAAACCUCCGAAGAACCUGGAGAACUAUGUAUGUCGACCUGCCGUGAAGACGAGCGCCAGGCACGCGCGGGGCGGGAAGAUGACGGACGAGAGGGGCGAGCGCUGCGCUUCCAAACGGGACCCUUCCAAGUUGUACAAGAAAACAGGUGAUGUCGCAGCCGUUGAAUGCCAGUCUGAAGAGAGCGUGCGUCUUCAUUCACAGGGAGCACACAGUCCUCUGUCUAAGAAGCUUUCUCCGGGGCACUCAGAAAUGACAGAUUACAUUAACGCGGCAUCCUCGACUCUUGUUGGUAGCCGGGAUCCUGAUUUAAAGGACAGAGCAUUACUUAAUGGAGGAACGAGUGUAACAGAGAAGUUGGCACAGCUCAUUGCAACUUGUCCUCCCUCUAAGUCUUCCAAGACUAAACCGAAGAAGUUGGGAACCGGCACUGCUGCGGGCUUGGUUAGCAAGGAUUUGAUCCGGAAAGCAGGCGUUGGCUCUGUAGCGGGAAUCAUACAUAAGGACUUAAUAAAAAAACCAGCUAUCAGCACAGCAGUUGGAUUGGUAACUAAAGAUCCUGGGAAAAAGCCGGUGUUUAAUGCAACGGUAGGAUUGGUCAACAAGGACUCCGUGAGAAAACUCGGAGCUGGCAGUGCAGCCGUAUUCAUUAAUAAAGACUUGGGCCGGAAGCCAGGGACUGUCGCUACAGUAGGGCUGCUGAGCAAGGAUUCAGGAAAGAAGCUAGGAAUUGGUAUCGUUCCAGGUUUAGUGAAUAAGGAAUCUGGAAAGAAAUUAGGACUCGGCACUGUGGUGGGACUGGUUAAUAAAGACUUGGGCAAGAAGUUAAGUUCCACCGUCGGUCUGGUGGCUAAGGACUGUGCGAAGAAGAUCGUAGCCAGUUCCGCAAUGGGAUUAGUGACUAAGGACGUGGGAAGGAAACUGGUGAGUUGUUCUGUGGCGGGACUGGUCAGUCAGGACGCCAUAAACCUUAAGGCCGAAGCACUGCUCCCCACUCAGGAACCACUUAAGGCUUCUUGUAGUACAAACGUCAGUAGUCAUGAAAGCCAGGGAAUUCCGGAAUCCCUGAAAGAUAGUACCACCAGCAAAACUUUUGAGAAGAAUGUUAUACGGCAGAGUAAAGAAAGCAUAUUGGAGAAGUUCUCAGUUAGAAAAGAAAUCAUUAAUUUGGAGAAGGAAAUGUUUAGUGAGGGAACAUGCAUUCAGCAGGACAGUUUCUCAGCCAGUGACCGGGCGCCAUAUGAAACCUCGAAGCAUGAAAAGCAAGCUCCCGUGUACUGCACUUCUCCAGACUUCCAGGCGGGAGCUCCUUCUGACGUGUCCACAGCAAAGUCCCCUUUCAGCGCGGCGGGGGAGGGCAGCCUCCCUUCCCCGUCACCUACUUCAUCGGUUAACCCCUUAACCAGAAGUCCCCCUGAAAUGUCUUCACAGUUGGCCCCUCAUCCGUUACUUCUAAGUCCUCCCACGGAAUUGCUGGAGGACAUUUCCGCAUCUGCCGGCAAGAAGCAGUUCCCUGCAGAAAGUGCCCACCUGAACAUCGGGCACAGGUCUGUGGGUCACAGCGUGAACGUGGGAUGUAAAGGAAUCGAUCAAGAGCUAGCUGAUUCAAAAGCCACACACAUAGAUAUUCCAAGAAUAAGCUCUUCCCUGGGAAAAAAGCCACCUUUGACUUCUGAGUCCAGUAUUCACGCCAUCACGCCCUCCGUUGUUAACUUCACUAGUCUGUUCAGUAACAAGCCCUUUCUGAAGCUCGGGGCGGUGAGCGCGUCUGACAGGCACUGCCAGGCUGCCGAAAGCCUGAGCUCCAGCUUGCAGGCCAAACCGCUAAAGAAAAGGAAAGGGAGAAAACCUCGGUGGACUAAAGUGGUGGCCAGAAGCACAUGCCGGUCUCCAAAAGGGCUAGAAUUAGAAAGAUCAGAGCUGUUCAAAAACGUUUCAUGCAGUUCACUGUCCGGCGGUAAUGCCGAGCCGGCCAAGUUCAUGAAGAACAUCGGCCCGUCUUCAUUUGUCGACCAUGACUUCCUCAAACGUCGGUUGCCAAAGUUGAGCAAGUCCGCAGCGCCGUCUCUCGCUCUCUUAGCCGAGAGUGAAAAGACAUCGGCCAAGGCUUUCGCUGCUCACAAGCUGCCCUCCAGCAUGUGCGUCUCCAGUGACCUCCUGUCCGGUAUCUAUAAGCCCAAAAGAGGACGACCUAAAGCGAAGGAGAUGCCGCAGCUGGAAGGCCCGCCUAAGAGGACUUUGAAAAUCCCUGCCUCCAAAGUUCUCUCUCUGCAGUCUAAGGAAGAACAGGAACCCCCAAUUUUGCAGCCCGAAAUUGAAAUUCCUUCCUUCAAACAAAGUCUUUCUGUGUCUCCUUUUCCGAAAAAACGAGGCCGACCUAAGAGGCAGAUGAGGUCACCGGUCAAGAUGAAGCCACCUGUUCUCUCCGUGGCCCCGUUCGUUGCCACUGAGAGUCCAAGCAAGCUGGAGUCGGAAAGUGACAACCAUCGAAGCGGCAGUGACUUCUUUGAGAGUGAGGACCAGCUUCAGGACCCAGACGAUCUGGAUGACCGUCACAGGCCCGCCGUCUGCAGCGUGAGUGACCUUGAGAUGGAGCCAGAUAAAAAAAUUACCAAGAGAAACAAUGGACAGUUAAUGAAAACAAUUAUCCGCAAAAUAAAUAAAAUGAAGACUUUGAAGAGGAAGAAACUGUUAAAUCAGAUCCUCUCAAGCUCCGUAGAAUCCAGUAAUAAGGGGAAAGUGCAAUCCAAGCUCCAUAACACAGUGUCGAGUCUCGCCGCCACCUUCGGCUCUAAGUUGGGCCAGCAGAUAAAUGUCAGCAAGAAAGGAACCAUUUACAUAGGGAAGAGAAGGGGUCGGAAACCCAAAACCGUCUUAAAUGGCAUCCUUUCCGGCAGCCCCAGCAGCCUCGCGGUCCUGGAGCAAACCGCGCAGCAGGCGGCCGGUUCCGCGCUGGGACAGAUACUCCCCCCUCUGCUGCCGUCGCCCGCCAGCGCGUCUGAGAUCCCGUCGCCCGUCUGCUCUCAGUCUUCCGGGACCAGCGGAGGCCAGAGCCCCGUGAGCAGCGACGCGGGCUUCGUGGAGCCCAGCUCGGCGCCGUACUUGCAUUUACACUCCGGCCGCGGCAGCAUGAUUCAGACUCUGGCCAUGAAGAAGGCCGCCAAGGGGAGGAGGCGACUCUCUCCCCCGACUCUGUUGCCCAGUUCUCCCUCGCACUUGAGUGAGCUCACCUCCCUGAAGGAAGCGACUCCCUCUCCCGUCAGCGAGUCUCAUAGCGAUGAGACCAUCCCCAGCGACAGUGGCAUCGGGACAGAUAAUAACAGCACGUCAGACAGAGCGGAGAAGUUCUGCGGGCAGAAGAAGAGGAGGCAUUCUUUUGAACACGUGUCUCUGAUUCCCCCUGAAACCUCCACCGUCCUGAGCGGCCUGAAGGAAAAGCACAAGCAUAAGUGCAAGCGCAGGAGCCACGAUUACCUCAGCUACGACAAGAUGAAAAGGCAGAAGCGAAAACGGAAAAAGAAAUACCCCCAGCUCCGAAGCAGACAGGACCCAGACUUCAUCGCGGACCUGGAGGAGCUGAUAAGUCGUCUGAGCGAGAUCCGAAUCACCCACCGAAGUCACCACUUCAUCCCGCGAGACCUGCUGCCCACUAUUUUUCGGAUCAACUUUAACAGUUUCUAUGCGCACCCCUCCUUCCCCUUAGACCCUUUGCACUACAUUCGGAAACCUGAUCUGAAAAAGAAGAGAGGGAGGCCUCCCAAGAUGAGGGAGGCAAUGGCGGAGAUGCCCUUCAUGCACAGCCUUAGUUUUCCUCUUUCCAGUACCGGGUUCUACCCCUCCUACGGCAUGCCUUAUUCUCCCUCGCCCCUGGCGGCCGCGCCCCUGGGGCUGGGCUACUACGGAAGGUACCCGCCCGCGCUCUAUCCUCCUCCUCCUUCUCCUUCGUUCACGCCCCCCCUGCCGCCCCCUUCCUACAUGCAUGCCGGGCACCUACUGCUCAAUCCCACCAAAUACCAUAAGAAGAAACACAAGCUGCUUCGACAGGAGGCCUUCCUCACAACCAGCAGGAGCCCCCUCCUUUCCAUGAGCACCUACCCCAGCGUCCCUCCCGAGAUGGCCUAUGGGUGGAUGGUCGAGCACAAGCACCGGCACCGGCACAAGCACAGGGAGCACCGCUCUUCCGAGCAGCCCCAGGUUUCCAUGGACGCGGGCUCUUCCAGGUCUGUUUUGGAGUCUUUGAAGCGCUAUCGAUUUGGAAAGGAAACUGUUGGAGAGCGAUACAAACACAAGGAAAAGCACCGAUGUCAUAUGUCCUGCCCCCAUCUCUCUCCUUCCAAAAGCUUAAUAAAUCGAGAGGAGCAGUGGGUCCACCGGGAGCCUUCGGAAUCCAGCCCACUGGCCCUGGGACUCCAGACGCCCUUACAGAUUGACUGCUCAGAAAGUUCUCCAAGUUUAUCCCUUGGAGGAUUCACUCCCAACUCUGAUCCGGCCAGCAGUGAUGAACAUACGAACCUUUUCACAAGUGCAAUAGUGCAAGGCAGCUGCAGAGUUUCGAACCCUAACUCCAGUGGCCGGAAGAAAGUAACGGACAGCCCUGGACUGUUUUCCGCACAGGACACUUCGCUCGCUCGGCCUCACAGGAAGGAGCCACUGCCUUCGGGCGAAAGGGCAGUGCAGACCAUGACAGGCUCGCAGCCGCCGUCCGAGAGCACCAACCGCAGCCCCGCCCGGAAGCGGUCGCCGUCCGAGAGUACUUCUUCGACAGUAAACGGAGUUCCCUCUCGAAGUCCAAGACUGCUUGCUUCUGGGGACGACUCUGUGGGGAGUCUGCUGCAGCGGGUGGUCCCGCACGAGGACCAGGAGCCCCUGGAGAAGAACAUCGAGGCCGGGAUCGCGUCUGCCUCGGGGCCCCCUUCCUCCAGCCCAGGACGCAGCCACAGCAAGGAGCGGGCCCUGGGGAAGCCGGACAGCCUUCUGGUGCCCGCGGCCCCCACGGACACUUGCGGAGGCGGCAUCUCGCUCCUGUCGGAGAAGCUGCCGAGCAGCUGCUCGCCCCACCACGUCAAGAGAAGUGUCGUGGAGGCCAUGCAGCGCCAAGCUCGGAAAAUGUGCAAUUAUGACAAAAUCUUGGCCACGAAGAAAAACCUGGACCAUGUCAAUAAAAUAUUAAAAGCCAAAAAACUUCAAAGACAGGCCAGGACGGGGAAUAACUUUGUGAAGCGCAGACCGGGGCGACCUCGGAAAUGCCCCCUCCAGGCGGUGGUGUCCAUGCAAGCGUUCCAGGCUGCCCGCGUGGUCAGCCCCGACUCGACCGAGGGCGAGGAGAGCGCGGCCCUGCCGCUCCGCGCCGAUACGGUGACGGACGCCAUCGAGGCUGUGGUGCAGAGCGUCACCCUGAGUCCAGAACACAAGAAGGGGCUGAAGCGGAAGAGCUGGCUGCUGGAGGAGCAGGCCAAGAAGAAGCAGAAGCCGUUCCCAGAGGGCGAGCAGGAGUGCUGUACGAGCCCAAAGAGCCGGUUGAUCCAGUUAAAGAAAGAGAAGCUGGAAUACUGUCCGGGAGAGCACGAGUUCGGACUGUUCCCGGCCCCCAUUCAUGUCGGAAAGUAUCUGAGGCAAAAGAGAAUUGACUUCCAGCUCCCCUAUGACAUCCUUUGGCAGUGGAAGCACAAUCAGCUGUACAAAAAGCCAGAUGUCCCACUAUAUAAAAAAAUCCGUUCAAAUGUCUACGUUGACGUCAAGCCCCUUUCUGGUUACGAGGCCACCACCUGUAACUGUAAGAAGCCAGAGGAGGACUCCGGGAAGGGCUGUGUGGACGACUGCCUCAAUAGAAUGAUCUUUGCCGAGUGUUCCCCCAACACUUGCCCCUGUGGUGAGCAGUGCUGUAACCAGAGGAUACAGAGGCAUGAGUGGGUGCAGUGUCUAGAACGAUUUCGAGCUGAGGAAAAAGGUUGGGGAAUAAGAACCAAAGAACCCCUGAAAGCUGGGCAGUUCAUCAUCGAAUACCUAGGGGAGGUUGUCAGCGAACAGGAGUUCAGGAACAGGAUGAUCGAGCAGUAUCAUAAUCACAGUGACCACUACUGCCUGAACCUGGAUAGUGGGAUGGUGAUCGACAGCUACCGGAUGGGCAAUGAGGCCCGAUUCAUCAACCACAGCUGCGACCCAAACUGUGAAAUGCAGAAAUGGUCUGUCAAUGGCGUGUACCGGAUCGGACUGUACGCUCUGAAAGACGUACCAGCUGGUACCGAGCUCACUUACGAUUACAACUUCCAUUCCUUUAAUGUGGAGAAACAGCAACUGUGUAAGUGUGGCUUCGAGAAAUGUCGAGGAAUCAUCGGGGGCAAGAGUCAGCGCGUGAACGGACUCACCAGCAGUAAAAGCAGCCAGCCCGUGGCUACGCAUAAGAAGUCCGGACGGUCGAAAGAGAAGAGGAAGUCAAAGCACAAGCUGAAGAAGAGGAGAGGCCACCUCUCCGAAGCACCCAGCGAAAACAUGAACACUCCAGCGAGCUCGGCCCCGCAGAUUCAGAUGAAGCCAAUGUCUAAUCGCGAGAGGAACUUUGUGUUAAAGCAUCAUGUAUUCUUGGUCCGAAACUGGGAGAAGAUUCGGCAGAAACAAGAGGAAGUCAAGCACACCAGUGACACCCUCCACUCUGCGUCGCUCUACAGCCGCUGGAACGGCAUCUGCCGAGAUGACGGGAACAUCAAGUCCGACGUCUUCAUGACCCAGUUCUCGGCCCUACAGACAGCACGGUCGGUUCGCACAAGGCGGCUGGCAGCGGCGGAGGAAAACAUUGAGGUGGCGCGGGCAGCCCGCCUCGCCCAGAUCUUCAAAGAGAUCUGUGAUGGCAUCAUCUCCUACAAAGAUUCUUCCCGACAAGCUCUGGCCGCCCCCCUCUUGAACCUCCCCCCAAAGAAAAAGAACGCGGAUUACUACGAGAAGAUCCCAGAGCCGCUGGACCUGGCCACCAUCGAGCGACAGAUCCUCACCGGCCAUUACAAGACCGUGGAGGCCUUUGACGCUGACAUGCUCAAGGUGUUCCGCAACGCUGAGAAGUACUACGGGCGCAAGUCGCCCAUCGGGAGGGACGUGUGCCGCCUGCGGAAGACCUACUACAACGCGCGGCACGAGGCGUCGGCGCAGAUCGACGAGAUCGUGGGGGAGACGGCGAGCGAGGCGGACAGCAGCGAGACGUCGGUGUCGGAGAAGGAGAACGCGCACGAGAAGGACGACGACGUGAUCCGCUGUGUCUGCGGCCUGCACAAGGACGAAGGCCUCAUGAUCCAGUGCGACAAGUGCAUGGUGUGGCAGCACUGCGACUGCAUGGGGGUGACCUCGGCCGUGGAGCACUACCUGUGCGAGCUCUGCGACCCGCGGCCUGUGGACAGAGAGGUACCCAUGAUUCCUCGGCCCCACUAUGCCCAGCCGGGCUGUGUCUACUUCAUCUGUUUGCUCCGAGAUGAUUUGCUGCUUCGUCAAGGCGACUGCGUGUACCUGAUGCGGGACAGCCGGCGCACACCUGACGGCCACCCAGUCCGCCAGUCCUACCGACUGCUGUCGCACAUUAACCGAGACAAACUGGACAUCUUCCGCAUUGAGAAGCUCUGGAAGAAUGAGAAAGAGGAACGGUUUGCCUUUGGGCACCACUACUUCCGCCCCCACGAGACCCACCACUCUCCGUCCCGCCGCUUCUAUCACAACGAGCUAUUCCGGGUGCCACUCUACGAGAUCAUUCCUUUGGAGGCUGUGGUGGGGACCUGCUGUGUCCUGGACCUUUAUACUUACUGUAAAGGGAGACCCAAAGGAGUGAAGGAGCAAGACGUGUACAUCUGUGACUACCGGCUUGACAAGUCCGCACACCUGUUCUACAAAAUCCACCGGAAUCGCUACCCUGUCUGCACCAAACCCUAUGCCUUCGACCACUUCCCCAAGAAGCUCACUCCCAAAAGAGAUUUCUCCCCUCAUUACGUCCCAGACAACUACAAGAGGAACGGAGGGCGGUCGUCCUGGAAGUCCGAGCGCCCAAAGCCCCCCCUGAAAGACCUGGGGCAGGAGGACGACGCUCUGCCCUUGAUCGAAGAGGUUCUGGCCAGCCAGGAGCAAGCCGCCAACGAGAUGCCCAGCCUGGAGGAGCCAGAGCGGGAGGGGGCCGCUGCGGAAAUCAGCGAGGGGGCCAAGAAGCCAGAGGAGAGUGGGCAGGACCCCCAGCCCGCAUGUACCCCUGAGGAACGAAGGCACAGCCAGCGGGAGCGACUCAACCAGAUCUUACUCAAUCUCCUUGAAAAAAUCCCUGGGAAAAAUGCCAUCGACGUGACCUACUUGCUGGAGGAGGGCUCGGGCCGGAAGCUGCGGAGACGCACUUUGUUCAUCCCGGAAAACAGCUUUCGGAAGUGAGCGGCCCAGCGGCUCGAGCGCCCGCCGCGCGUGGAGCGCCCCGUCCUGCCUCUGGGCCUCGGAGCGCGGCCGGGGCGGGCGGGGCCGCGUCGCUGGCCUUGGGUACUUCACACACCGUGGAGCUAGCGGAGAGGAAGGGGGUCUGUCUAAACGGCGCGCUCCGACUCGGCCUCCUCUCCACCGCUUCCCCCAGCGGGUUUGUGACCGGACGAGGACCGGGCACACGGGGGUGACCGGAGCCUCGUGGAACUUGACAACACUCGCCCCUGCCCCCAGGCUGGGUCUUUCUGUGUCACCCUCCGGUCCCACGGGCCCUGCCGCCGAGCUGCUUCCUCUGCCCAGGGGUCCCGCCCCGUCCAGCAGGAGGGGACCCCCCCUUCUCUGUGGGCUCCAAGAGCUACCCCCAGGGACCUCAGACAGAAGUGGCAGCUGCGGCCUCUUUCCAGACAGAUCCUGGCCCGGGAGGGUUUCUCCUUUCUUGCCCAGUCAGGUCAGAGUAAAACGCGAACUGCCGAGUCCAAGCACUUGCGCCCUCCGCCCUUCUCCCUGCCUCUCCCCCCGGAAUGUAAUCGUGGGUCAGGGAAGGCCCCCAUGGGGUCAGAGGGCACAGGACUUGAGGUCGUGGUUUUUGUUUUAACCUUCAUAACCUGCCAGACCUGGUUUUUUCUAACAAGAAGGCCAGGCCCCUGCGGUACCCAGCUGCACCCACGCUGUGGCCGCGUGUGUCUGCCGGGCCCCAGGGACGGAGACGCGUCUCAGAACAGACUCACUGUAGAGCCUCCGUAGAAGCGACCCCCAGCCUCCCCCGAGUCAGUCCACAGACGCCGACAGUGUUCGCCGGUCAGAGUGUCUGUCGUGAGUGCGCAGCAUCAGCUCAAAACACUACUCUGUUUUCUCCGUCACCUGGUUUUCAGUGUCCCGCUCUUAGAGACAGGGCUCACCCCCCACGUCCCACGUCCUCCGCCCCCUGGUGACGGCAGCAGGAGGGACAUCAUGAUGUCUCCUUCCUUCCCCUUCUCUUGGCCAGAAGUUACCAGACAAUACUGUCUCUUUAAAAAUAAAAUUUAAAAAGCUUUGCUUUGUUGUCUUCUCAGACAUACAUAUGCAUAUACGUUUUAGAUGUUCUUAUAAGAGAAAAGAUGGAUUUUAAAUGUGCCAAGUUGUGUGUGUAUAUAUGUCCGUACGGAUGUGUGUGUGUGUGUCUGCUGCACGACUCGGGAGCAGUAGAGCAGGACGCACGGCCCCACCGUUCUCGAAACCUGGACCAAUGCUGUCCUCCCUGUAUGUUUCCCCGUGAUGCCGACGCUCUGACUUGUUUAGGUAGAAACACGGACACCUUCCAUUCCAUUGAAUCUUUGUUUCUUUUUCUCCUUUCUGUGUCGAUCUUGAGGGAAGAAAAACAAACAAAAGAGACAGGGGAUGCCAAAGAUCCCCUCGAGCAGAGAAAAAGCAGAAUAAAUAUUUUAUUAAAGAAAAAAGAGAAUUAAGAAAAUAGUUUGGAGUAUUUUCUUACUGUAGAGAAGCACUGUACAUUACGGCGAGACCUGGGUAUGAGAUACGCACGUGCGGAGCCGGACCGUCGCAUGCCACGCCACGCCACGCCACGAAACGUUUAAGUGGUUUCCUUUGGUUUUCAUUGCAGGGAGCUGGGGGGAGGGAGGUGGGAAAUAGGGGCACUUUGGGGGUCUCCUUUUAGUCAAAAAGCAGGAAAAUGACAAGAAAGAGAUUAAAAUUCAAUAUUUCCUUGAAUAGUGUUAAACACUAAAAUUUUAAAAAAGACAAAAAAAGAAAAAAACUUUGUAAAAAUGUGAGAACAGAAGCAAAAGACACUACGCUCUGUCAUUUUAUCUUUCUUUUGUUGAAAGACUAAAAACUGAAAUGUUUUUUAGACAAUCAAAUGUUAGGUAAGUGCAAAAACUUGUUUUUUCUUACUGGUGUAGAAAUUAAUGCCUUUUUUUAUUUUUCGGUUAUUUUAUAAUAAUGAAAUAAAAAGAGCCCCCCAGCUGCCGGGUGGGUUUCGGUGUUUGCAGCGCGGGGCAGGCACUACAGCACCGCGAAUAGAUACAGUUAGUCUGCAUGUCUGUGUGAUUGCGGAACACAUAAAUGCUGCUAAUAUAUUUCCUUUUUACAAAAGCCUAUCUAAAUAGAUGAUUGUUUUGAUGUUAAUCUUUGUAAAUUAUGUAUUACCGAUUUUAACAUUGGAUGUAAUUGCAUAAAAAGCUUGCAUCUCAAUCCUUGAAAGUCUAGUAUUAAAUGGAAAAACUUUUCCUAACAACA